UUGCUAGAACAAUUGCUCUGAUUAUUGCAUCUAGUGAAAAUAAAUCUCCUGAUGAAAUGAAAGAAUACUUCGACUCAUUAUCUACAAAAAAUGUAGUAAAUAGUUCUAUUGGUGAUUCUCCAAAUAGAUUUCUACGUGUUCCAAAGUCUUAA
Racocetra persica is the source of this 152-nucleotide messenger RNA. The record is from the annotation of a GenBank genome assembly. NCBI's taxonomy places the organism in Eukaryota, Fungi, Glomeromycota, Glomeromycetes, Diversisporales, Gigasporaceae.